AUGAAGCAACGACUACAAUUCCUCUUCUUCUGGCUGGCUCUGAUUGUCCCAGCGCUAUGUGCCACCGCAACAUCCUUUUGCAAAUGUACAUGCUUCAGCAACAGCACAAUCAUCCCGUUGACAGACAUACCUGGUGAAAGCACAGCAAAGAAGGCCACCUGCAAUGAUUGCAACAGGCAAUUCUGUCUCUCAUAUAACCUUCCCAUUUGCAAAGAUGCAAAGGAUGCAGAUGUCUUUACUACAUGCUUCCAAAGAGACUCGACCAAGGAUCAGAUGAUCGUGUAUACUUUCAUCUUUGUUACUUGUGGAUUGUUGAUCUGGGCCACGAUACGACCAUAUGCCGAGACAUAUCUAGAGAAAUUCCGUAAUCGACAUAGCUACAAUCCAGUGGCGCAGAAUGGCAACUAA
Aureobasidium subglaciale EXF-2481 is the source of this 408-nucleotide messenger RNA. RefSeq lists its product as uncharacterized. The transcript has 3 exons. The record is from RefSeq and is a predicted model, not a curated record. Lineage: Eukaryota; Fungi; Ascomycota; Dothideomycetes; Dothideales; Saccotheciaceae. Bases 1 to 408 code for a protein of 135 amino acids.